This is a messenger RNA of Penicillium cosmopolitanum, 1164 nucleotides long. RefSeq names its product Gfo/Idh/MocA family protein. The transcript is spliced from 4 exons. The record is from RefSeq and is a predicted model, not a curated record. Lineage: Eukaryota; Fungi; Ascomycota; Eurotiomycetes; Eurotiales; Aspergillaceae. The coding region runs from base 1 to 1164 and encodes 387 amino acids. Gene Ontology annotation, molecular function: nucleotide binding.
AUGGCACCACACACCGUCCGAUGGGGUAUCCUGGCUACCGGCUGGAUCGCGAGCACAUUCGUCCGCGACCUCCUCCUCGACCCCGCAGCCCGCAACGCCGCCGAUGUCUCCCACAAAGUCCUCGCAGUAGCCUCAUCCUCAUCAAAAGACAAAGCUACAAAGUUCAUCUCAGACCUCAACAUCCCUUCCCCAUGCGCUGCAUACUCCUCCUACGAGGAACUGGUCGCCGACCCCAACAUCGACGUCGUCUACGUCGCAACCCCACACUCACACCAUUAUCAAAACGUCAUGCUAGCCCUGAACGCCGGCAAAAACGUCCUCUGUGAGAAGGCAUUUACCGUCAACGCGGCCCAGACAAAGAUCUUGAUCGAAACUGCCCAAAAGAAGAAUCUCUUCCUUAUGGAGGCUGUUUGGACUCGCUAUUUCCCGAUCAGCGUGCAGAUUCGGGAGAGCAUUAAGGCUGGUGAGAUUGGUGAGGUGCUUCGCACUGUCGCUGAUACCAGUUUCAGUGAUGAUGUUGAGGCUAGAUGGGGUACGGAACAUCGUAUGGUUAAUCCUGAUUUGGCUGGUGGUGCUCUUUUGGAUUUGGGCAUCUACUCCCUAACCUGGGUCUUCCAAACCCUCUACCACACCCUCCCGAAAGAACAACGCAAACCACCAACCGUCCUCUCCCAAAUCACACCAUACCACCUAACAGGCGCAGACGAAGCAACAACAAUCCUACUAAACUUCCCAACCAGCACGCCCACCAACAGCGCCCACCCGCACCAAUCGCACGGCGUCGCAAUGACCAAUAUUCGCGUCGCGGGUGACCCCGAUGAAGAGGGGACCACUGGUGCGAAUAUUCGCAUUCAGGGAACUCUGGGCGAGAUUCAGGUUUUUGGAAAUCCGUUCCGACCAGUGCGGUAUCGUGUUAUUCCUAAGAAGGGCUCUGGGAAGGGUGAGGUUCGUGAUGUUGUGUGCGAGUUUCCGGCUGGUGGGCAUGGGAUGUAUUGGGAGGCUGAUGAGGUUGCUCGUUGUUUGAGGGAUGGAAAGCUUGAGAGUGAGGGGAUGUCUUGGGAUGAGAGUAUUGCUAUUAUGGAGGUUAUGGAUGAAGUUAGGAGGCAGGGUGGUCUGAGUUAUCCGGAGAAGAUUGAGUCUGUUGAGUAUCCGUUGCAGUUGUGA